CUCAAAGUUACGCAUUAGAGCCGAGCUUCUUGUUAUCCCUAUCUCCUGACUCAAUGCUCCCAUGCCAAUCAUCAUAUCCGGGUGUAUCCCCCGCCUGAAGCCACUGGGUCAUGCCAUUAAGGCAGAGUCGCGUCGGCAAUUACUCAGUUCUCGCCAGACAUGGUGGAAGAGGCGAGACACACACUCUUUACUAAGGACUAAUAAUCCUGGUCAAGGUUUCUAUGGAACACUAGCUAAAGCAAAUACUAACAAUCAUCUGUUUGCCUACACGUGGUUUACGAAAACUCCAGGAUCAAUUACUCCAGAUGAUAUUCUUCCGAGCGUCCGAGUUCAAAUUCCAUCGGAUCAGCCCCAGCUUGCUCUCCUCCUCCUCACCCCCAGUUUUGCUGCAUGGGCCGAUUCAAAUAACGACUUUCUUGAACGAUGCGUGAACAAACUAUACAACACCCUUGACUCCCCCCGUCCGAGCUCUUUAUACGUAAUUGCGGCGGUUGUUGAUGGAUUGCCCGACGUUUCUGGUCAUACAAGAGAUACUGAGCUGGAACCAUUGGGCCUGGAGGGCAUUUCUCUUUUGCAUUUGAAACAAGCAGGUGUGCUGGGGAAAGCUAUCCAGCCUCGUCGCGCCAAAAGUCUUGGAACUGAACAGUCCGUUCUUGCGUUGUCAAUUGAAACGUCAAAUAAAGCUGGCGGUUCAAUACGUGGUGCAACUCAUGAGGUGGGACUGCGUCUCGCCAAUACCCUGUUUGUCAAUGGCAAGGAGCAUACACUUUUUGGAUCACACUGGGUUUAUAAUCACACUUCUCGGAAAUUUGAGAGGAGUGGUUCCGUCCACCUCACAAGCUGUCUAGUCAAAUUGACUGCAAACUGCAUCCGCAACUCCUUGGAGAUUCCACUACACCCUGUAUCCCAGCGAAGGAAGGUUGUCUCUUGCAUGGGUAACAUUUUACGCCAAGUAGCAAAGUCUGCUGAUAGCAGGUCAACUGAUCCAAUGCCUGCCUCAUCUGAGCUAGAAAAAGAACUUCCUCUCUACAUUGCAAGACAUGGAAUUGUUGAUCAGAGAGUCUCUGUUUGGGCACUGCUUGAAAAGCCAGACUGCGCUCUUCCCGAAGCGAAUGUCCAGAAAUCGCUCCAAGCAGGCGGUAGACUUCUUCGUGUCAUAAGCGGCGGAGGUGGAUGGGGAAAGAAACAGGGCCUACUGUCAUUGGAUCCAGAGACCUGCUUUCGGGAAAUCGCUGAUGCUGGUGGUCUGUCAGGUCUUCAUGAGUUGAUUCAUCCAGCUGAUACGUAUCCAGCGCCUAUUUCAUCUUAUCUAUUCGACAGGGAACCCGCAACCGACUCUCUACCUUUUCUCCCGCAGAUUAUUGAGCCAGGUGACUAUGUGCAGUUCUUCGUUUCAGUGGAGCCGAAACACGUGCAAGAUCGCCGCUCAAACCCACAAGAAGGGGAGACUGUGUUGAAUUUUGGGAUCAUACCCGAUGCCGAAGGAGUUAGGGCAGACGAUGCCGAAGAUAUACACCGGAAGGACCUUUUAGCCCUCCCGAACUACUUUGGGGCACUCUCCGAAAAGGCAAUUACAUAUCUGCAGCCUGUUGGGGUAGGGUCUACGGGCAAGGUGACGGAGGGUGCGACAAAGCUUGACGUGCCUGGUUCUCGAGUAGAAUUGGUGAUUGUAUAAGCCCCCCGCGAUCUUUGAUGCUGAGAUCUAAGUUCAGAUGUUCAAUUAUGUACCUGCACCCCGAUGAAUAUUGCCCUGCUCUACAAGCAGCAUCGAGAUCACAAUCCGUAGAAAUAUCCACGAAUGGUGCCUUAUGAAGCCUGAGGCAUAAAUACACGUGGCAUAGGCGCCGAUACUCCUUUUGGCAACUCCGUAACACCAAAACACCUUUUGGAUUC
Molecule: messenger RNA, 1893 nt
Organism: Monascus purpureus
Lineage: Eukaryota; Fungi; Ascomycota; Eurotiomycetes; Eurotiales; Aspergillaceae
Source: the annotation of a GenBank genome assembly